This is a messenger RNA of Salvia splendens (bonfire salvia), 845 nucleotides long. Its product is annotated as probable serine/threonine-protein kinase PBL9. NCBI's taxonomy places the organism in Eukaryota, Viridiplantae, Streptophyta, Magnoliopsida, Lamiales, Lamiaceae. Bases 155 to 484 code for a protein of 109 amino acids. The transcript is spliced from 2 exons. The record is from RefSeq and is a predicted model, not a curated record.
UUUUAGUUUCCUAUUUUUAACAUAAAAAAGAAAAGCUGAAGACAAGAAAAUCGAGGGAUUUUACAUAAGAUCUGGCGCUGGUAUUGAAGUUCGGUCGAGAGCAUGUUGUUCCACAUUUGUGUUUGUAUUUACACUCACCAAAAAUGAGAUCUUGAUGUUGGGCUUUAGGCUGCAUAAAAUGGGGAUCUGUUUGAGCAAUCAGAUAAAGGCUGAGAGCCCUUUUCAUACCGCCACAGGAAAUUUCUCAAAUUGUAUAAAAUGGUUGUUGAUAGGUGCAACCUCGUCUAAAACGAUAAGCGCAGAUGUGACCGAGUUGAGCAGUUCGAGUAGCAAGAGAUCCUCUGCUUCCAUACCUCCAACUCCUCGGAGUGAAGGUGAGAUAUUGCAGUCCUCCAACAUGAAAAGCUUUGCAUUCAGCGAUCUCAAGGAUGCCCCGACAGCGUGUUGGGGGAGGGAGGUUUUGGUUCUGUUUACAAAGGUUUGAUCGAUGAGCAUUCCCUCGCAGCAUCACGACCUGGCUCUAGCAUGGUUGUUGCUGUCAAGAGAACGUUUCCAAAUCCGAGACCAGUCCCUGAUUAGCAUCCUUUUUAUAUUUAUUGAUAGAGAAGAAAAGAGGGUGAGCCAAAAUUUGACAAUAGAUAGAAAAGGUGUCAAACAAGAAGAACAAUGCAUGUUGUAGUUGUAGAAAUGAGUUAGUUAAUAAUAAUGUGAGGUGAGACAUCACAAUCAGUUGGAAAAUGAGGCGCCGAAUUAUUAGUCUUCGCUUAUCCAGUUGUACAAAAUAUAUAACCUCCACUAGUUCUUAGCUACUGUUAUACUUUACUUAUCUUUAAAAUCAAUCAUUA